This is a messenger RNA of Durio zibethinus, 1490 nucleotides long. NCBI's taxonomy places the organism in Eukaryota, Viridiplantae, Streptophyta, Magnoliopsida, Malvales, Malvaceae. The record is from RefSeq and is a predicted model, not a curated record.
UGCUAGUCAUCAGCGACGGGGGUGCAGCCUAUGAGCUUUAGGCAAACUAAUUUAAAGACGUAUGUACCUGUUUCUAAUUAGUAUUAAAAAGGUUUGGGAACCUAUGCUUCAUUUGUAGGUUCAGUGGCAAAACGAUAGCUUCAGCGCUUCCGACUGACCGUCCAUCCAAAUGAAGCCCUAAUCAAGGCUAGGCUGAAUGGCAAAUGGAAAAGAGAAACCUCUGAGGAAACCUAGUGAAGACCAACAGCGAUGGAGGAUGAGAAAUUUAGGACGAGGAUGAAGGAAAUGAAACGCAGGUAUGCUACAGCUACGCCUGCAUUGUUGCGUAUAACAGGCUCUGUGGUUACGAUGGUAUUGCUGUUAUGGACCAUUUGCUGCGGAUUUGAAUUGACAAUGGAACCUUGGCGAUACACUGCCGUUGCAGUCCGGGCAUUCCAUGUUGGAGUCACCACAACGAUCUUUGGUUUGUUGUUUCUGAUCGUCGGGUUUUCCAUUCUGGCAGACUUGUUUUUGAAUAUAUCAGAACAGUUGCCACAGCUAUCUGGCAUGCAUGAAGGGCAGGAGACAAGGACGAUUUCCAAAGCUAUUGGCAAGGCCCUCGUAAUUGUAAUCACAAUGUUGGUGAUCUUAUGGGAAAUGCACACCAGAUUUAGGCUUGCAACUGAAUCAGGAAAGAGCAAACAACAUCUCCUGACGGUUUCAAUUGGAGUCACCACCAUUUUAUUUGGCUUAUGUCAUCAUUGGACUCGCCAUUGUUCUGGAGCUCGUACAAGAAUUUUGGACACGUUCACAAUAGAAAGAGAAAAUAAACCAGCUUUCAUCGCGGUUGUAAUGAAGAUGUUUAAGUGUUUUCCUUGACAAUUCUCUAGUAGUCCAGCAUUGUUUCCAUGUACUAAUGCUGAGAUCAAAGGAGAAUUGAAACGCUAGAACCUUAAGGUCUCAAGCAGAUGUUGUUCCCUGCCUCACACUUUGCUUCAUCUACAUUGGAACAUACAGGUUAAAAGGUGGAAGAUAACAAAACAAUGUUUGGGAAGCAUGGACAGGAAAAAGGGUUUUCAAUACACAAAUGAUGUCUCAUCACUUCUUCCACUUUAGAUUCAGCAGGUGCUGUUUGUCCUGUGAAGCAAAUAACAUCUGUAUCCAUGUAGAUUUCAUGUGUAUAGCAAUAUUCAGAAAUCACAUCCUUUUGAAGAAUCUGGACAUGAGAUAUCUUCCCAGGUCAAUUAGGUCAUGCUCUUUGUUAACACUAUAUAAUGCCGCAUAUAAAGACUAAUUAAGACCUUCAAUUAUACCAUCGGACAUGCAUCAAAUUCAUAUCCUUCUUCCAUGCAUGAAAUCCAUACCAGAUUGCCAACAACGAACCAUAACCUUCUUCAUCCUAAAACCAUAAAUAAUUUACCAAUAUGAGCUUAACCACAGCAGGUUUUAGGUGCAGUUCAGCUUUUGGUUUUUUGUCAAAGAAUUAAUCAAACCAUAAAAAUCAUCUCCUU